Messenger RNA from Cicer arietinum (chickpea), 1534 nucleotides. Its product is annotated as damage-control phosphatase At2g17340-like. Gene Ontology annotation, biological process: coenzyme A biosynthetic process. Gene Ontology annotation, molecular function: ATP binding; pantothenate kinase activity. NCBI's taxonomy places the organism in Eukaryota, Viridiplantae, Streptophyta, Magnoliopsida, Fabales, Fabaceae. The record is from RefSeq and is a predicted model, not a curated record. Gene Ontology annotation, cellular component: nucleus; cytosol.
UUUUAUGCAUAAGAACUGAGUGAAAGUGAAAAAUUCAUUUGCUUCUUCCUUCAAAAAACCCAAUCCAAAAAAAAAAAAAAUCAAUUUUAAUUUUUUCACAUUAUUAUCACUUGUUUAAAUUCAUCAAUUCCAUUUUUUUUAUUGGUAUAGAAAAAAUGGAAAGCGCAUCAGAGCUUGUUGAAUUUCCAUUGUUAUCAACACCAAUUGAUUCUCACUACAGAGCUUCCACUAUUCCUUACAGAUUCCCUUCUGAUAAUCCUCGAAAACCAACUCCAACAGAAAUUUCAUGGAUUGAUCUUUUCCUUAAUUCCAUACCCUCUUUCAAGAAGCGUGCUGAGAGCGAUACUUCUGUUUCUGAUGCUGCAAAUAAAGCUGAAAAAUUUGCUCAAAGGUAUGCUGAUAUACUUGAAGAUUUCAAGAAAGAUCCCGAAAGUCACGGUGGACCGCCCGAUUGUAUUCUUCUCUGCAGACUUCGUGAGCUAAUACUUAGAGAAUUGGGAUUCAUAGAUAUCUUCAAAAAAGUCAAGGAUGAAGAAAAUGAAAAAGCCAUCUCCCUAUUUGAGAAUGUUGUUCGAGUUAAUGACGCCAUUGAAGAUGAAGGCAAGCGAAUUGAGAAUCUAGUUAGGGGCAUUUUUGCAGGAAACAUAUUUGAUCUUGGUUCUGCACAGCUUGCAGAGGUUUUCUCUAAGGAUGGAAUGUCCUUUUUGGCUAGUUGUCAAAAUCUCGUUCCUCGACCUUGGGUUAUCGACGAUCUCGACACUUUCAAAGUGAAAUGGAGCAAGAAGUCAUGGAAAAAGGUUAUCAUAUUUGUAGAUAACUCUGGUGCUGAUAUCAUUUUGGGUAUUUUACCAUUUGCAAGGGAGCUUCUUCGGCAUGGGAGUCAGGUUGUAUUGGCUGCAAAUGACUUACCUUCCAUCAAUGAUGUUACAUAUUCUGAGCUAGUUGAAAUCAUAUCAAAGUUAAAGGAUGAAGAAGGAAACCUUGUCGGCGUCAGUUCAUCAAAUCUUUUAAUUGCUAACUCUGGCAAUGAUUUACCUGUUAUUGAUCUUACAAGAGUGUCACAAGAGCUUGCUUACCUUGCUAGUGAUGCAGAUCUUGUCGUCUUAGAAGGGAUGGGCCGUGGAAUAGAAACAAAUCUCUAUGCUCAAUUUAAAUGUGAUUCCCUUAAGAUUGGAAUGGUCAAACAUCCCGAGGUUGCGCAAUUUCUCGGCGGACGUCUAUACGAUUGCGUAUUCAAAUACAAUGAAGUUUCGAGUUGACAAGUCUCAUUCUUUUCUCUACUAAUAUGCUGCAUAUAUGCAGUUCUCUAGUCUUAAUCUUUCAACUUAAUACUUCAAUAUUGUGCCUGAAGCUAAAUGCUUUCUAGAAUGUUAUUGUAGCAUUAAAAAAGGCUUUUACUUGUAAUAACAAGUUAUUUAUUUUGUGUACGUGACUUCUAAUGUGUAGCACUGAUACUACAAAUUGAAGACGUGUUCGGUAUUCAACAUGAUACUAACUCAUGAUGUUACAUUUAAUCAUUUUUCAUUUUCUUAAA